Phodopus roborovskii (desert hamster) is the source of this 3405-nucleotide messenger RNA. It is a transcript of the gene Klhl29, whose product is annotated as kelch like family member 29. Lineage: Eukaryota; Metazoa; Chordata; Mammalia; Rodentia; Cricetidae. Gene Ontology annotation, molecular function: protein binding. The record is from RefSeq and is a predicted model, not a curated record. The transcript is spliced from 13 exons. Bases 316 to 2943 code for a protein of 875 amino acids.
UCAGCAAUGAAUAGAAGCCUACUGUGUACAGGGCAUCGUCUUAGAAACUAGGAAAUGUCAGAGUCCAGCCGAGUUCAUCUCUCAGUGUGAGCCAGGAAGCCGAAGAGAGCACAGUGAUUUAUAGGCUGAGCCUGCCAGCCGACCUUGUCCCAGCAAAGACUCAUUUUCAACAAGCCUCUCUUCCAAGCGAUUAUUCGCUGUUUGUGCUGCUUGGGGCUUGGCAUGCUUCUGCAAUUCCUUUGACCAAAGAGAAAAAACGGGAACCUUGAAGUCCGGGCUCUGGUUCCCUGUGAGAAGCUGCCACGGCCCACCGAGAUGUCCAGGCACCAUAGCCGCUUCGAAAGAGAUUACCGCGUAGGCUGGGACCGCCGUGAGUGGACUGUCAAUGGAACCCACGGGGCCACCAGUGUCUGUAGUGUCACCUCUGGUGCUGGUGGCGGCACAGCUAGCAGUCUCAGUGCACGACCAGGCCUCCUGCCCCUGCCCGUGGUGCCCUCCCGACUGCCCACACCCGCCACAGCUCCUGCUCCAUGCACGACAGGCAGCAAUGAAGCCAUCACCAGUCUCGUGGCCAGCUCGGCCUCUGCAGUCACCACCAAGGCUCCAGGCAUUUCCAAAGCCGACAAUCAGUCCCAGGGACUCACGACCAGCAUUCGAUGGGGCCAGACGCCCAUCAAUCAGUCCACACCCUGGGACACUGAUGAGCCGCCCUCCAAACAGAUGAGGGAGAGCGACAAUCCAGGCACAGGGCCAUGGGUGACCACGGUGGCCGCCGGGAACCAGCCUUCCCUGAUUGCACACUCCUAUGGAGUGGCCCAGCCUCCCACCUUCAGCCCGGCUGUGAACGUCCAGGCCCCGGUCAUCGGCGUGACUCCUUCACUGCCUCCCCAUGUGGGGCCCCAGCUCCCGCUGAUGCCAGGCCACUACUCACUCCCACAGGCGCCCUCUCAACCGCUGAGCAGUGUGGUGGUGAACAUGCCUGCCCAGGCCCUGUAUGGCAGCCCUCAGCCCCUGGCGGUAUCCACUUUGCCUGGAGUGGGACAGGUAGCCCGCCCGGGACCCACUGCUGUGGGCAACGGCCACAUGGCAGGGCCCCUGCUGCCUCCACCUCCACCAGCCCAGCCGUCUGCUGCUCUCCCCAGUAGUGUUCCUGCCACCAAUGGGCCCCCCACAACAGACUCUGCCCAUGGGCUACAAAUGCUACGGACAAUUGGGGUGGGGAAGUACGAGUUCACCGAUCCAGGGCACCCUAAAGAAAUGUUGAAGGAAUUGAACCAGCAGCGCAGAGCGAAAGCGUUUACAGACCUGAAAAUUGUUGUUGAAGGCAGAGAGUUUGAAGUCCACCAAAAUGUUCUAGCUUCCUGCAGCUUGUAUUUCAAGGACCUGAUUCAAAGGUCAGUGCAGGACGGCAGCCAGGGCAGCCGGGAGAAGUUGGAGCUGGUGCUCUCAAACCUGCAGGCUGAUGUACUGGAGUUACUGCUGGAAUUCGUCUACACUGGUUCACUGGUCAUCGACUCAGCCAAUGCCAAGACUCUGCUUGAGGCAGCCAGCAAGUUCCAAUUUCACACCUUCUGCAAGGUCUGCGUGUCCUUUCUCGAGAAGCAGCUGACCGCCAGCAACUGCCUGGGUGUGCUGGCCAUGGCUGAGGCCAUGCAGUGCAGCGAGCUCUACCACAUGGCCAAGGCCUUCGCCCUGCAGAUCUUCCCCGAGGUGGCAGCCCAAGAGGAGAUCCUUAGCAUCUCUAAGGAUGACUUUAUUGCCUAUGUCUCCAAUGACAGUCUCAACACCAAGGCCGAGGAGCUGGUCUAUGAAACUGUUAUCAAGUGGAUCAAGAAGGACCCAGCGGCACGUGCACAGUAUGCUGCAGAGCUCCUAGCUGCCGUCCGCCUCCCAUUCAUCCACCCCAGCUAUCUGCUCAAUGUGGUGGACAAUGAAGAGCUGAUCAAGUCAUCAGAAGCAUGCCGGGACCUGGUCAAUGAGGCUAAACGCUACCACAUGCUGCCCCAUGCCCGGCAGGAGAUGCAGACACCCCGAACCCGGCCCCGCCUCUCUGCAGGUGUGGCCGAGGUCAUCGUCUUGGUUGGGGGCCGUCAGAUGGUGGGGAUGACCCAGCGCUCACUGGUGGCUGUCACCUGCUGGAAUCCACAGAACAACAAGUGGUACCCCUUGGCCUCGCUGCCUUUCUAUGACCGAGAGUUCUUCAGUGUAGUGAGUGCCGGUGACAACAUCUACCUCUCAGGUGGUAUGGAAUCAGGGGUGACGCUGGCUGAUGUCUGGUGCUACAUGUCUCUGUUGGAUAACUGGAACCUGGUCUCCAGAAUGACUGUCCCUCGCUGUCGCCACAAUAGUCUUGUCUAUGAUGGGAAGAUUUACACACUUGGGGGACUUGGAGUGGCAGGCAAUGUGGACCAUGUGGAGAGGUAUGACACUAUCACUAACCAAUGGGAAGCAGUAGCCCCUCUGCCCAAGGCAGUGCAUUCAGCAGCGGCCACUGUGUGUGGUGGCAAGAUCUACGUGUUUGGCGGGGUCAAUGAGGCAGGCCGAGCAGCAGGUGUCCUUCAGUCCUAUGUGCCACAGACCAACACAUGGAGCUUCAUUGAGUCCCCAAUGAUAGACAACAAGUAUGCACCUGCUGUCACCCUCAAUGGCUUUGUGUUCAUCCUGGGAGGAGCUUACGCCCGAGCCACCACCAUCUAUGACCCAGAAAAGGGCAACAUCAAGGCAGGCCCGAACAUGAAUCACUCUCGCCAGUUCUGCAGUGCCGUGGUGCUUGAUGGUAAAAUUUAUGCCACUGGAGGUAUCGUGAGCAGUGAAGGACCAGCCCUGGGCAACAUGGAAGCCUACGAGCCCACAACCAACACGUGGACCCUCCUACCCCACAUGCCCUGUCCUGUGUUCAGACACGGCUGUGUCGUGAUAAAGAAAUACAUUCAAAGCGGCUGACAUCAGCAGAGAGCACAGGACAAGCCUAUGGGACGAAUCUGGUGAGGCAAAUGCCACACACCAUGGUUAUCUUUCGACACCAACGAGAGGCCCACAAAACACAAUCAAGAAACUCACUGCGCUAACAUUUCGAAUAUUCUCUACAUUGAAUGUAGAAAUUCAUCCUCGCCUUUUGGGUGAAGCGGGGCACAGCGCUCGGGCGACAGGAACCUGGAACGCACGGAGCCAGGGUUCGCUGGCUAGCCAAGGCGCUUGCUCUCAACAGGGGGCGCUCGCUCUGCCCGGUGCAAUAGUUUCACAUAUUUUUCAACUGGGAAAGAAGCUGUUUUUUUUUCCUUCUUGCAGAGCAAGCUCCAUCCCUAAACCACCAUAGAUCAGUUAUCCUGUGACAAUAUUGGGCAUCAGGCUCUUUUGGAAUAAGGUCAAAGUGUCCUUACCACUUUGAUUCCUACUUUUGUUUUU